This is a messenger RNA of Entrophospora candida, 471 nucleotides long. The record is from the annotation of a GenBank genome assembly. NCBI's taxonomy places the organism in Eukaryota, Fungi, Glomeromycota, Glomeromycetes, Entrophosporales, Entrophosporaceae.
AUGCGGAAAAAACCUAGAGGCAUUGGAGCUUAUGAUCAUUUUUCAUCUUCUGUUACUAUAAAUGGCUCAAUAUCUUGGGGAGUAAAAUUAGAUAAUGUUGAACUUACAAUAGAUGAGAUAACUGCCAAUAAUCUCAAAGAGUUAUACUAUACCAAAAACCUUGUUGAAGGUAUUCCUGAUGAAAAAUCAAUGCCUAAAUUGGAGAAGAAAGAAAGAAUAGAAAAAAUACUUGCUAAUCCUAAUGAUUACUCUCUUGAAGAUAUUCUCAAGUUAGGCAAGAAAGAGUUAAAAGAAAAAUUAUUUGAACUAGCACAACAAAAAAAUGAAGAAAUAAGAAAACAAAAAGAAAAGGAGUUCAUGGAUGAAUUAAGAAAGAAGUUUAAUAUAGAUGAGGAAAGGAAAUCUAACCAAAAAGAAGAGAAAGAUGAAGUUCCUCCCUUAGAAAAAGAUAGUGAUUCUCCAAGUGAAUAA